Molecule: messenger RNA, 3969 nt
Organism: Scophthalmus maximus (turbot)
Lineage: Eukaryota; Metazoa; Chordata; Actinopteri; Pleuronectiformes; Scophthalmidae
Product: NLR family CARD domain-containing protein 3-like
Exons: 9
Coding region: 525-3362 (945 amino acids)
Molecular function (GO): protein binding
Source: RefSeq, a predicted model, not a curated record
CACAUGUUAUUCCUCCAGCCCGGAAUUCAGGUCACUUGGAUGAAAAUGUUACUGUAGCUCAUUGUGUACACAAUUGUGAUUGGGAAGAGGCUACGCUUGCGUUCAUAGCAUGUUUCGUUUACAAGUUAUUGAACCGGAAUGUCCGAAUCUGUCAAUAUCUUUCCAACUUUACCGGACUCCUAGCGCCUUCAGGUUCUGCGGCUUGUUUUUAAUAUAAGUUAGUUUUUGGACUGUUAAACGUUUUUUCUUUUUACUUUACAAAAGUGAAAACAACAAAAAUGCACAGUCACAGGUGGAAUAUAAUGAGCGAAAAGUGAUGAAAAUGAAAUAUGGAAUGAGAUCAAGUGAACAACUUACAACUCUCAAAUAAAUUCUACAGGAGUGAGUGACAAUAAGUUGAUGACGCACACCCACACAUACACACACAUACACAGGGGAGGAGCAGCUGAAAACGAAAGUAAGUGGAGUCAAACUCUAUUUCAACUGCGCAGAAACAGGAGGAAAACAGGUGUUGACCAGAGAAGAUGUGUGAUUUGGAGGAAGAUGAGGACAGAGCGUCUCCAGUGUUCAGCUGUGUGUCCAUGAAGAGUGACCGGUCCAAAGAUGGUCCUCCAGACUUCAGUAAUGACCCUGGACCCUCACAAUCUGAAGAGAAGAGGAGUCAUGUUUCUGAGGAGAAGCUGCCGUCCUGCUGUGCUUCUUGUCAGGACGUCCUGAAGGAUCCAGUCUUCACCAGCUGUGGACACUGGCUCUGCAGACGCUGCAUCACCUCAUACUGGGACCAGUCGGGUUCACCAGGAGAGUCCUCCUGUCCCCAGUGUGGACAAAGAUCCAGAACAGGACCUGGAGCUCAGACAGCAGCAGAUCGUGGUCUGCAGCAGGUUCUAGAUGAACAUAAGAUCAGUCUGAGGAGGAGAUGUGAACGUGUGACUGAAGGAAGUGAUGAGAGAGGAAGUGAAACCCUCCUCAACAGGAUCUUCACUGAGCUCUACAUCACAGAGGGACAGAGUGAAGAGGUCAAUACCCAACAUGAGGUGAGGCAGCUCGAGACAACUUCUAAGAUGAAGACCCUCCAUGAAACUCCCAUAAAGUGCCACGACAUCUUUAAAGACGGACCCGACCAGCAGAGAUGCAUCAGAGUCGUCCUGACGAACGGUGUCGCUGGCGUUGGAAAAACCUUCUCUGUGCAGAAGUUCACUCUGGACUGGGCCGAGGGUUUGGAAAACCAAGACGUCAGUCUGCUGAUUCUGCUUUCGUUCAGGGAGCUGAACCUGAUCAAAGACGAGCAGCACAGUCUUCUCACGCUGCUCCGUGUUUUCCAUCCAACAUUACAGAAGGUCACAGCGGAGAAGCUCGCUGUCUGUAGACUGUUGUUCAUCUUUGACGGCCUGGAUGAAAGCAGACUUUCUCUGGAUUUCAACCAGGGGGAGGUUGUGUCUGAUGUCACACAGAGGUCAUCAGUCAACGAGCUGCUGACGAACCUCAUCCAGGGGAAUCUGCUUCCCUCCGCUCUCGUCUGGAUGACCUCCCGACCUGCGGCGGCCAAUCAGAUCCCUCCUUCUUGUGUUGACAGGGUAACAGAAGUGCGAGGCUUCACUGAUGCCCAGAAGGAGGAAUACUUCAGGAGAAGGUUCAGUGAUGAAGAGCUGUCCAGCAGAAUCAUCUCACACAUGAAGACGUCCAGGAGCCUCCACAUCAUGUGUCUAAUCCCAGUCUUCUGCUGGAUCAGUGCUACAGUUCUGGAGCACAUGUUGACCACAGACCAGAGAGAAGAGCUGCCCAAGACCCUGACUGACAUGUACUCACACUUCCUGCUGGUUCAGACAAAGAAGAAGAAAAACAAGUAUCAUGAAGGACGUGAGACGAGUCCACAGGAGCUGACGGAGGCGGACAGGGAAGAUCUCCUGAACCUGGGGAGGCUAGCGUUUGAACAUCUGCAGACAGGAAACAUCAUGUUCUACCAAGAAGACCUGGAGCACUGUGGUCUUGACGUCACAGAGGCCUCGGUGUACUCAGGAGUUUGUACUGAGAUCUUCAGAAGAGAGAGUGUGAUCUUCCAGAAAACCGUCUACUGCUUUGUUCAUCUGAGCGUUCAAGAGUUCCUGGCUGCAGUCUACAUGUCCCACUGUUACACCCACAGAAACACAAAAGUUGUGGACGAUUUCCUGGGAAAAAAUUGGAACAACACACAACGUGACUCUACUCUGGAAGAGUUCCUGACGACGACCAUGCAGAAAUCCUUUGAAAGUCAAAAUGGCCACCUAGAUCUGUUUGUUCGAUUCCUUCAUGGCCUCUGUCUGGAGUCCAACCAGAGACUCUUAAGAGGCCUGCUGUGUCGGACAGAGAACGAUCCAGAAAUCAUCCAGAGAUUCAUCAACAACCUGAAGGAGACAAACGCUUAUAAAAUCUCUCCUGACAGAAGCAUCAACAUCUUCCACUGUCUGAUGGAGAUGAACGACCUCUCAGUACACCAGGAGAUCCAAGAGUUCCUGAAGUCAGAGAACAGAUCAGAGAAGGAACUCUCUGGGAUCCAUUGCUCUGCUCUGGCCUACAUGCUGCAGAUGUCAGAGGAGGUUCUAGAUGAGUUGGACCUGGAGAAGUACAACACAUCAGUGGUGGGACGAGGGAGACUGAUCCCAGCUGUGAGGAACUGCAGAAAGGCUCGAUUUACUUAUUGUCAACUCUCAGAGACUGAAUGUGAAGUCGUGGCCUCAGCUCUGAAGUCCAACCCCUCCCACCUCACAGAACUGGACCUGAGUGAAAACAACAUGCAGGAUUCAGGAGUGAAGGUUUUGUCUGCUGGACUGGAGAGUCCACAUUGUAGACUGGAGACUCUGAGGUUGAUUUGCUGCAGUUUGUCAGAGAUCAGCUGUUCUUCUCUGGCCUCAGCUCUGAAGUCCAACCCCUCCCACCUGAAACAACUGGACCUGAGCCGCAACAAGCUGCAGGAUUCAGGAGUGAAGGAGCUGUGUGGUUUUCUGGAGAGUCCACACUGUCGACUGGAGACUCUGAGGUUGGAAAGCUGCUGGUUGUCCGAGAUCAGCUGUUCUUCUCUGGCCUCGGCUCUGAAGUCCAACCCCUCCCACCUGACAGAACUGGACCUGAGGGACAACAAGCUGCAGGAUUCAGGAGUGAAGGAGCUCUGUGGUUUUCUGGAGAGUCCACACUGUCGACUGGAGACUCUGAGGUUGAGUUACUGCAGUUUGUCAGGGAUCAGCUGUUCUUCUCUGGCCUCAGCUCUGACGUCCAACCCCUUCCACCUGAGACAACUGGACCUGUGGGGAAACUGGCUGAAGAACUCAGACCUGAAGAAGCUGCAGGAUGUUGUCCAGACAGUCGUGGCUGAAGAAUGGAGCCGGUGAGGUGGCGUUAUAGUAUAACGUGUGGUCGACUGGGAGUCGGGAAGCAGAACAUCCCAGUCAAAGAUGGAUCGGUUCUUCUUUGCCAAGCUGACAGAAGUUUCACAUGAGCUUCAGGAAAUGUCUGACGUCAGUUGGACCAGUUUGAUAUCCAUAAGAAGUGACGCAUGUUUGCAACACAUGAAAACAUCUGGUUAUCAUGAACAUAACUGCAUCUACUUUACCAUUACGACCGCUCCUUAUGUUUAACAGAAAUCAUAUUUAAGUAACUUUAAAAACAGACAGAUGUGACAUUAUUUGUGGGAUAUGAAGCAAAAAUGAAUCACACUGAAGAUGAUCAAGCUUUUUCUUCAGUCGCAGUUAAAAAUAAAUGAAUAAAUGUCAAUAAUCAAAUGCUGUUUGUUUGUUUAUUUACAUUUUAUUUCAUUGUGACAGCGAUAUUUCAUGUGACGUACGUGAACGAAUGUAAACGAUUCAGUCCGAAGUAGAAGAAGAAGAAAAGGGAGUAUGAAUAUGACCCAUAAGAGACACAUGUCAUCAUGUAAAUUACCUUUGCAUAUGAAUCAUGUACAUCUGAUGUCACACGGUGGUAAUACACACUGAAAAAUUA